GGGUAAUAAUGUCCAUGUUCAGGUCGCCCCAGCUGUGGGUGCGGUUCGAGCCGCUCACGCCUCGCUGCAUAGAACAGGGGCUCGAUUUUGCGUGUCCCCAGUGGUGCCAGGACACCUAGCUACCGCCGUCUCUCUAAUUGGUAAGUUUGCAUUCCCCGGCGGUCGGACGACGGUUGUCGGGCGGUCUAUGAUCAAACUCGUGUUUACUGCCAAUUUGAACGCUGUGCGGAGCCGUGUAUCAUUCCCGAGGCCGAAGAGCCCCUGGGAUUUGGGCGACGGCGUGGCUCUGUCCAUCCCCCGUGGUCCUUCUCACUGAUGCUCGAGGCUGUGAGUUCUAUUGUGGUGGCAAAAGAGCACAAAUCCAUCAUGAGCACAAUGCCUCCCUGCAUCUACGGGUGACUUUUCAAAUAAACCACAGCUCGAACUGAGAGACCGCCAGGCGCAUCGUGCAGCAGCACAUUGUAAUGCCUCGUCCUUCUCAAUCACCUGCGGCCUCCGUCCAGGUUGUCCUCAUCUUCACCUUGGGCAGUCAAUCUGGACUGAAGAAAUGCCCCACGAGACUUGCCCGUGAAAGCAGGUUUCAACAAAAUAUGCACGCAGCGCAAGGCAAGGCAAUCUCUGGGCGCAACCUAAGCUACCCCUGUGCGUUACAGCGGCAAAAGGAUCCGGGUGCCUGUCAUUCUUCAAGAUGGGAACCUCCCAGAAGGGAAGGACCUGAGCGUCAGCCACGGCCUUGGUAUGCCCGCACAGCGUGCUCCUUUGUGGGGGCCGUGCCAGCGCAGGUUCCAAGGUCUUGCAGUAACUUCACGCAAUCAGGCUUGCUCACAGGCCGUCAGCCGUGUGACCUCUGCAAUUGUGUGUGUGCUUGGUUGAAUCACGCCCAUGGUGACGGCAUCAGUGGCCCUUGUGCUGUGCCUUUUCUCCGUUGAUACAGGCGGGGUGAAUUGGAAGCAAGCGAAAUGGCUGGCUUUGCUGCUGGCAGUCCCUAUGCAACGAUGACUCCCCGGAACGUUGCGCUCGUAGGGAUUGCCACAGUGACCCCCUGGCCACCUCCGCGCACCUACACAUCGGGUAAGCCUCCCGCAUUAGGAUCAGCCGGCAGUGUGAGUCGAUGCGCAGCCAGAUCAAGGCCUGUAUUGCGAGUGAGGUGGGACGCCAUGGGUUCUAUUCAUGGACAGCAAUGAGAAUACCAUGGUCUCAGCCGUUCAGAUCAUUUCCUGAUGUUCAACGUAGGUCGCGAAGAUUCUCAAGUCAGAACCAUG
This is a messenger RNA of Microdochium trichocladiopsis, 1262 nucleotides long. RefSeq lists its product as uncharacterized. Bases 465 to 929 code for a protein of 154 amino acids. The record is from RefSeq and is a predicted model, not a curated record. Lineage: Eukaryota; Fungi; Ascomycota; Sordariomycetes; Xylariales; Microdochiaceae. The transcript has a single exon.